AUGAAAUCGAUAAACACCGCCGACCUGCAAUGCUUGAUCAUCGAGCAGCUUGUCCUCUUCGAUGUCAACGAUAUACGUGGACCUUUGAAGAUGAGAUUGGUGAAUCGUGAGUGGAUCUUCUCUUGUCUCGAUCCUUACCUUAUUUUGGGGGUCUGAAGAGGACUUGGAGAGUGUACGACUAACAUGAGAACGUACUGUAGACUUCUGGAACAGAAACCUCACGAAGAUUAUGAUUGCACUCUCCAACGAAGCGUCCCUGAGACCGUUCACUCGCCCGGGAAGAAAGUGUGUCAAGGGCCUUUAUCAACGGAAGACACUUGAUAAGAUUCGAAAGGGCGAGCAGUGGGUGUGGAAAGUACUUCUUGGGAAUGUUGUGGAUGGGUUUUUGGCGAGAUUGGUGGCUAUGCAGGGAGAUGUACAAGAUGAUGAUCCAACAGGAGAAGAUAUGGAGAUGAAGAUGAAAGCGGAGCGAGAGAAAAUCCAGAAAGCCAUUUGUCGACUCAUGACAGAUAUGGGAUUCGAUUGGUUUAGGAUUGAUGAGGUCGCCCGAAGGGUUGGAAACAAGGCGCCUAAAGGCAAGAAGAAAAAUAACGUGGAUUGCGAAAUCUCGAAACUGAUUGUUGCGAUGCUCUCCCAGGGUUAUGAGGACUUUGUCCAGGAGAUUUUGGGGCAGGUGAAAACUCGAGGGGGCUUGAACAUCAAUUUCGAAACCAGUGCUUUUGGGACUCCUUUGGGUGCUGCUGCUACCCUGCAACGAAAGGACUUGGCCGAAGCGCUUCUAGAGAAGGGAGCGGAUCCGAUGAAAUGGUCGACGACAGAGUGGACUGCGAGGGAAGAAGCUGCUAAGAAGGGGAACAUAGAUAUUCUUCGACUGUUCUACGAUCAAAAGUUUCCAGCGGUAGCUGAUGCGUUCGAUGAUGAGGAGAGAGAUUGCCAUCGCGACUACGAUAUUGCGAUGGCGGCUGCUUACGAUCCGCGCUGCUUUUCAGAUGUCGUGAAGUUCCUUUUCGAGGUUCAUGAGAAGAUUGAACACGAUGGUCCAUGCGAGUUCAUGUCUGAUGUGGAACUCAUGCAUCGUGCUUGCGAACACGGCGAUGACGAACUGGUAGAGCUGUUUAUCGAAGAAGGAGCCGAUGUCGAUGAGCUGGUAAUUUGGGAAAAUUCUCAGCGGGAGACGUUGGUUGUGAAAGCUGCUAGGCUCGGACACCUUGAAAUCGUGAAGGCAAGCCUGAAGGAGUUUGAUGAGUUUGACAACUAUGGCGGCAACGCCUUCAAGGUGGCGGCCGGAAAAAAUCAUUUCGAUAUCGUGUUUUACAUGCUCGAUGAGUUCGAACAGCGACCUCCUGAUUGUGUUGAGGAGUAUUCUCCUGACACACUUUGCCAGUAUGUCAAUCUGGAACAGGCUUAUCAUGGAGCUGUGUUAAACCGGAACACUGAAGCUGCGAGAACUCUUUGGCGAGAUCAUGAUCAGUACAAGGGCACACGCGAUAAGCGAUUCUACUAUUAUCCAUAUUCCAGAGCUAUUGAGAUGGGACAUGGUGAGAUGAUUGAGCUAUUUUUGAAGGGGGUGGGAAUGGAUGUUGAUGAGUAUCCAAGAAAGAAGGGUAGCGACGGCGAAAGUGUGGCGAACACCAAAACGCCAUUGAUCGAAGCAUUGAGGUCAAGAAAGAUGGAGUCAAUUGAGACUCUGUUAAAGCUUGGGGCACGGCCUAUAGAUUUUGGUGAUGAGGAUGUGAGGGAGAGAACUCGCAUCGGAAGAAUGACGCCGGAGACGGAAAGAGCCCUUGAGAUAUGUGCAAAAUGGGAUAAUAGUCUAGCGGAGGAGAAACUGGCGGAACUGAAGAAGGAGCUUGGUUGGGAGUAG
Messenger RNA from Hymenoscyphus albidus, 1864 nucleotides. NCBI's taxonomy places the organism in Eukaryota, Fungi, Ascomycota, Leotiomycetes, Helotiales, Helotiaceae. The record is from the annotation of a GenBank genome assembly.